Molecule: messenger RNA, 1678 nt
Organism: Pseudophryne corroboree (corroboree frog)
Lineage: Eukaryota; Metazoa; Chordata; Amphibia; Anura; Myobatrachidae
Exons: 5
Coding region: 21-1160 (379 amino acids)
Source: RefSeq, a predicted model, not a curated record
UGGGGUCGAAAGGAUUAUAGAUGACAGUAACAUAUAAAAUGAAGCUUAUUCUUGUCUGGCUCUGUGUCAUUUCUGAGACUUUUGCAUUUCCAACAGAGCCUCCUCCCAGUGUUGAAAAUAAAAAGCCUUGUUGUGACGGACAACCACAGCUAAUUUACCAAGGCCGUGAUCCCAAGCAUGGUAUAAAUGUCUACGUGUUUGAGUUUCCACCACUAAACAAAGAAACUAAGAUGAAAGAUGAAAAUGCUGAAUACACAACUAUGAAAAAUCUACACAUAGGUGAUGGAGAACAAUAUGAAGACACAAUUCCUGAAGCCAAUACACCUGCAAAUACAUUUGAGAAGAUUCGGAUGUCUGACAUACAGAGUGAUUUCAUCAAUGAAACCACAGAGGUAGUGGACACAGAGAAAAGUACUUUUUCAAUAUCUUCAGAAAAGCCUUUGAGAAGUACUCAGAGCAGCAUUUAUAUGCCUGAUUUGGAUUUUGAUCCAAUUAAUGGGCAGGUAACUGUUGCACAGGAUGAUUCUGAAAUGUAUGGAGACAGUGCUCUAGGAUAUAUACUCACAGGAGGAAGCCAAGCUGAAACAACACACAACAGAGAGGUGCGUAAGACCAAUGAGCAUUCUGAUAAUGGCUAUUAUAGUGCAGACGGAAGCACGCUUACUGACAUUCUAGCGUACAAUGACAGUGAUUCAGGCUUACAAGUCCCAAAUGUAUAUUUUCCCUCUAAUAAUGAUGAAUUCAAUAGAACCCUUGGAUGCACUGAUGGACUGUGUGGAAACGCAUCCAAAUACAUAGAUGAUCUUGUGACACAACAUACAACAAAUAAAGACUUUUUGUAUUCCACAAUGAGCAUCCCUGCUACUGUUGGAAAUGCAACGAUAGAGCAAAACACAGUAAACCCUACUGUCAGCGCAAAAGGCAGGGCAAAACCAACAAAAACUGUUUCAAGAAGUAAGGAUAAAGGAAAUAAGAAACCUGACAAGUCUAAAGUGAAUGGGAAAGAACCUUUGAAAAAAUACAGCACUGGAAGAAAUGUCAAAUUUAUCAGCAAGCAAAGACAACGGACUGUGAAGCAUGGUGGUAGACGUCCCCGCCCUCAGUAUCACAGAUCCAGUUCUUCUGAGAGUGACAGUGACAGUAGCCAGCAACUGAAUUAGGACUGAUGAUUAAUACUGCAUACAACCAGUGACACUGAGCUAAAGAUGUGUUUACAGGGAAUUGUCAUUAGCAUUUAAACUGUAAUAUGUUUGUGGACACAAAUAAUUUAUCUGCCUGGAUUUAAGCAAAAAAAAAGGGUUAAAAAAAUGCAGACAUUUGUGGAAUAAAGCCUGUCAUUAUUUGCUUUUUCAUAAUUGUUUUUGAGCAGUCUGGCAGAUAAAUUGAUGUCUCUAGUGUAUGACCACUCCAAACCUGCACAAAGCAUUAGAUUCCAGGAUUAGGAAUUCAUAUAGUGGAAUAGAAGACAACGGGUGUUAUUUUGUAAAUGAGAUCUUACCGGAGGGUUGGAGGGGAAAAUUGAAACCGUCUCUCAAAGUCAGUAUACAGCAUGCAGGGCUUCAGACUGACUGAGAGAACCAUUCUCAGUUUUCACCUCCAACCCACUGGGAAUCGACGGCUUAAAAAAGGUACUGCUUCAUAAAACAAUAUAGUCCAUUGUGUUUGAAAAAAAAUAAAA